AUGGAGACCUCAAGCCCUUUGCCUGACACGCCAGUGUCCCUGCUGAGAGCUAUUGACGGUAGUCACCUUAGAUGGUCUGACUUUCGAACGAUCGUCCUCAGUGCAUUUCGGAUCAUAUUCACAGAUAAUCUUCAGUUGUCUGAGCUUUCACGCCCUUUUUCUGUCAGAUUGCAGCCGUGCUUGCAAAAGCUUAACCGAUUCGACAUUCAAGAGAGAGAAUGGCGGAAACAAGUGGCGAAUGACAAGGGAUUCGGAUCAUCCAUGGUGUUCCCUCCCAACGUCCUCCCAACGACCGGCGUCAACCUUGUCCUCCAUCGAUCCCUGGCCCCAAAGCUCAACCGAGAGGCACUCCCACCGCGAGUUGUCAAAGCUCAAGAGAGUCUUUUCGAGCUGCCUGUCCCUCGACCAGGUCUGUUGACUGGUUUCACCACGCAAGCCUUCAAUGAGAGAGAAUUGUCGGUUUUGCCGCACUGCACAUCAGCAACAGGGACGAUUGUCGAUUUCGAAUCGGGCACCGUGUCACCUGGGACAACCACCUAUUGCCCAUUCCUUGUCUUCGAACGAGUGAACACUGCGUCUGAAGAUGCCGUACAGUCCGCCAAAAAUCAGUGUGCAAUUGCGGGGGCCCAUUGCGUGCGGGCUUUGCAACUCCUGUUCAGGAAAUGCACCAGCCCUCGGCCGGUCUUUGAAAAGCCAAUAUCGUUCUCUUGCGCUAUCGACAACUCCACCGCCCUUAUUUACUAUCACUACGUCGAUUCUGACGGGUGCUAUUGUAUGUCUGAACUCUCCAGGUUCAACCUCGAUGAUACCUGUUCGUUCAAAGAAUUUCAAGGGUGGAUCGAAGCCAUUGAGGAUUGGGGAUCGACAUAUCUUCUCCCAGUCAUCAAAAUUGCAUUGAGACAACUUCUCAAGAAAAAUGGGACGCCGCCAAUAUCACCUAUGCCAUCACUCACCCUGUCAAUCGAUACGGCUGCCGGAAGUGAGGAGGUUCUGAUGAAGAUCCUCCGCACCACAUUUGGGACAAUCAGAUGGAAAUGUGAAGGAGAAUUCGAAACCCCAUUGAACAGUAGUAUCGCUCACUGUGGGACACCACUAGGCGCCCGCAAAAUUAGGACCAUGGCGCUGUCUCCGACCUCACCAAUUGAUAUCUUAAGUGCCGUCUCUGGACCCACCACACCUUUUCCGGUGUGGCGGAUGAGGCCCGACUGGUCCAGCAGGUCUCCUGUUUCCCGAAGACUUCUUUCACCAUUGAAACUGCGAUCUGAUAUUCCUGACUCCCCGUGUCGGCGGGCUACCCUUUCUCCGUGUACUCCUCCUCCAGAGGCUCCCAAUUCGGCAAAGUCACCCAUGCUGGUUCUACAGAAGAGAGUCGAUUUGGCUAUGGACGAAAUACAAGAAUUGAGGGCCCUGGUACAAAAAUUGCAGAGCGAACUUGAGUCGAAGAAUAAUCAACUCGAGCUAGGUCAGAAGAAUGCCGAGAUUAGCAUGUGUGAAAAAGCCGGAGACGUCCCGAGUACACCGACAGCCACCAAGCAAAGCGAUUCGAGGGGUAACCCCGAGGAGAGCUUUCUCCCCGUCGUCUGUCCACCACUAACCCAUACUGCUGCGAGCCUCCUCACCUUCUCGGUAUCAUUGCCUUGGGUCCUAUUCGUCUUCUUCGUCUCCGCCAUCCUCUCCCACGACAUGUUUGAGGCAGCGCUUUAUCUGGUGCAGGCUCCUGGAACCACGAUCUUCUGA
Cladophialophora psammophila CBS 110553 is the source of this 1737-nucleotide messenger RNA. RefSeq lists its product as uncharacterized. The transcript has a single exon. NCBI's taxonomy places the organism in Eukaryota, Fungi, Ascomycota, Eurotiomycetes, Chaetothyriales, Herpotrichiellaceae. The coding region runs from base 1 to 1737 and encodes 578 amino acids. The record is from RefSeq and is a predicted model, not a curated record.